AUGAACUCAACUACCGAAAUUGAUAAUCUGAAGCGGGAAUUUAUUUUCACGUUGCGGAAAAAGUUCCCACGUGACUCCUCGUCAUCUAUUGCAAUAAUGACUGUGAAUCUGAUUCGAAAGAUCAUCUUUCGUGAAAAUCCAAAGACAAUGACCGAUUUGCAAGUUUCAUUGGCAAAUCAUUGUAAACGAUUGCACGCGGCCGAGAGAUCAGAACUGAUUAUCAUUAAUAUAGGACUGAUGAUUUCGAAACUGGCACGAGACGAAGUACUUCAAAAAAGAGGUGGUGGGGAACCCGAACCAUUGUAUACGUUGUGGAGAGAUGAUGAUGAAACAACGGAAAGAUUAAGAACUGCUGAUAUGAAGAAGAUUCGCAAAGAUUUGCAAGCUUCUAUUAAAGAGCUGACAACAGAAAUCGAAUCAUCACGUGAAUGUAUUGCUUCUCAAUCAACUGAACUCUUGUUCAAUAACGAUAUUGUAAUGGUUCAUUCUCUUGCAACUUCGAAAACUAUGCACGCUUUCCUUACACAUGCUGUGAAAUCAGGACGUAAACAUCGUGUAAUUGACAUUGUGGAUGAAGAGGAACAACUUGAAUCGGCUCCAAAUUUUGUUACCCCAAUCGAACUAUAUGAAGUUGCUUCUCGAAUGCCGGAGACGUCGAAAGUUGUUCUUGUAGCUGCCGCAUAUUUUCCAGAUGGAUCUUGUUUGGUUCCAGCCGGCGGUCAUCAAAUCGCUCUUCUUGCCAAACGCCACUGCAUCCCGGUCUACGUUUUGGCUCCAUUCUACAAGUUAUGUCCCUUUUUCAUGACUGAUCCGGAUUCUCUGCAUUCAUUCCGUUCAAACACUCUUCCAUUCGAUUUGUCAGCCCAAAUGACCGGACACGUGGAUUGCCUUCAUCCGGCAUUCGAUUGUCUACAAUCGGAUCUUGUUACUCUUUUCGUGUCCAAUACUUCGUGCAUCAUUCCAUCUCAUGUCAACCGACUGAAGGAGGAUUACUAUCACUCGCAGGAUAUCGCGGAUUAUUAG
Molecule: messenger RNA, 1023 nt
Organism: Caenorhabditis remanei
Lineage: Eukaryota; Metazoa; Nematoda; Chromadorea; Rhabditida; Rhabditidae
Exons: 4
Coding region: 1-1023 (340 amino acids)
Biological process (GO): translational initiation
Cellular component (GO): eukaryotic translation initiation factor 2B complex
Molecular function (GO): guanyl-nucleotide exchange factor activity; translation initiation factor activity
Source: RefSeq, a predicted model, not a curated record